AUGCCGACGCCCACUUCUGUCGCGGCGCUCAUCAAGAGGAUGCCAUCUGUGGCUCGAAUCCCACAAAGGUCCCUUAUAUCCAUAUCUGGUGCUCAAGCACCCGAAUUCUUGAACGGAUUGCUCUCGACUACCGUCGGCAAUGCUCCUCGAGCACCUUUUUUUUCUUCCUUUCUACAUGCCCAGGGCAGAGUGCUCUAUGAUGUCUUCGUCUACACAACUUACGACCCAAAACACCAAUCUGCAUAUGUACUUGAAUACGAUUCCCUCGCCGCCUCUGUUGGCGCUCCGGAUCUUCUUGCAUACCUCAAACGCCACGUCUUACGCUCGAAAGUCCGCGUGCGCGAUGUCACACAAGAGCAUGACAUUUGGGCUGCAUGGCACGGUGAAGGAACUCCUCAUCAAGACCGGCCAUUGAAGUGGGAUUUGGCGCGGAGUGGGGUGAUUGAGCCAAUAUGGGACCAAGCUAGUUGGCCUUGGGGAAGUGAAAACGAGCUGAUCAGGGAUAGAAGAGCUCCUGGGAUGGGUUUGCGGAGGUUAGUGAGGAAGGAUGAUCGACCGCAGGAGGCAGGGACACACGACGAAGUGUCUGCUGAGGAAUACAGCUUCCAUCGAAUCAUUCACGGUGUACCGGAAGGAUCGUCGGAUAUUCCUCCGAUGCACGCCUUUCCAAUGGACUCAAAUUUAGACAUCAUGAGUGGAUUGGACUUCCGGAAAGGCUGCUAUGUUGGCCAAGAGUUGACUGUCCGCACAUACCACACGGGCGUCAUUCGUAAACGCAUAUUUCCUGUUAUUAUCCAUCCUCCUCCGCAUCUACAUACUUGUCACUCUCAGCCUCAUCACCACCUUUUACUUCACAGAAUUCCAUCACUAGCAUCCAAUAAUCAAGAUUUCAGUCCUGGAGUCGACAUCCGCGCAUCUCUCACACACCCGCCUCCCGAAGGACGUUUAGUACGACCACGUGGGUCAGGCAAAUUGCUAAGUACUGCGAAAGGUGUUGGUUUGGCACUUCUGCGGUUAGAACAUGUGCAAGGGUUGAUGAAGGGAGACAUAAAAUUUGAGGUCGCUGGCACAAAGGGAGAGUCAGCAGAAGCAGGUGAAGGGGAGAGUUGGCACGUUACACCGUGGUGGCCGAAUCCUGAAACUGAAGCCGCGGUAUUCGAGAAGCAGGACCAGUCAUGA
Heterobasidion irregulare TC 32-1 is the source of this 1179-nucleotide messenger RNA. RefSeq lists its product as uncharacterized. Lineage: Eukaryota; Fungi; Basidiomycota; Agaricomycetes; Russulales; Bondarzewiaceae. Gene Ontology annotation, cellular component: mitochondrial matrix. The record is from RefSeq and is a predicted model, not a curated record. The coding region runs from base 1 to 1179 and encodes 392 amino acids. The transcript is spliced from 5 exons. Gene Ontology annotation, molecular function: protein binding.